CGAGGGUGCAUGGAAGACAGCGAUAUAUAACUGCCGGGCACCCGAAACAAGAAAAGAGAAAAAAACAGCACCAAAAUGACAAUGAUGCGAAAGACAUUGUUGAUGACACUGUUAUUAGUUUCCUCAGCUUUCUCAACAGCCACAUCAACGAGGAGACAUUCCAACAGCAACAUAGAUUGGUGGUGCAGCCAAACCCCGUACCCAGAGCCAUGCAAAUACUACAUGCAACAGAGCCAUUACCAUCACAGACUCAAACUCAAACACAAAUCCGAAUUCCGUGAAAUUCUCAUUCACUUGGCGCUGGAGAGAGCAGUGAUCAUGAGAAAGAAAGCACGUGACUUGGGGCACAACGGGAUCACCAGGAAGGAAAAAUCAGUGUUCCGUGAUUGUCUGAAGCUCUACGAUAACACCGUGUUCCAUCUCAACCGUACCCUCCAAGGCCUUCACGAGAAGAGAAGCUGUUCACCGUUUGAUGCGCAAACGUGGCUCAGCACAGCUCGCACAAACAUCGAAACGUGUCAGCACGGGGCACUGGAACUUGGGGUUCAAGAUUUCGUGGCUCCCACCGAGAGAUGCAAUGUAACCGAGAUUAUAAGCAAUGGGUUGUUCGUGAACUGGGCUUUCCUGAAGUACGAAGCGGUUCAUUAUACGGAAGAUGCAGAGGCUGAAUUUCCAAGCUGGUUUUCCGUGCACGAGAGGAAGCUGUUGCAGUCUUCUUCCAUAAGGGCUCAUCUGGUGGUGGCCAAAGAUGGUUCGGGGCAUUUCAAGAGUGUGCAAGCUGCUAUCAAUGCCGCUGCAAGGAGAAGGACAAAGAGCAGAUUCAUUAUUCACGUCAAGAGAGGGGUUUACAGAGAGAAUAUUGAGAUUGACAAGACCAAUGACAACAUUAUGCUGUUCGGUGAUGGCAUGAGAAACACCAUUAUUACAAGUGGAAGAAGCGUUAAUGCCGGCUACACCACCUAUAGCUCCGCAACAGCAGGAGUUGAUGGUCUUCACUUCAUUGCAAGAGACAUUACCUUCAGAAACACGGCGGGUCCGCUGAAGGGUCAAGCGGUGGCGCUCCGAUCAGCCUCUGAUCUGUCUGUGUUCUAUCGGUGUUCCAUAGAAGGGUAUCAAGACACGCUCAUGGUCCACGCCCAGCGACAAUUCUACAGAGGAUGUUACAUCUACGGCACAGUUGACUUCAUAUUCGGAAAUGCCGCUGUUGUUUUUCAGAACUGUGUCAUUCUUGUAAGAAGGCCCUUAAAUGGACAGGCAAACAUGAUCACAGCCCAAGGCCGAGACGACCCGUUUCAGAACACUGGGUUUUCGAUCCAUAACUCUCAGAUCAGGGCUGCCCCAGAUCUCAGGCCCGUUAUUGGCAGGUUCAACACCUUCUUGGGCCGCCCAUGGCAACGUUACUCCAGAGUUGUGGUGAUGAAAUCAUUCUUGGACAGCAUGGUGAACCCAAUGGGCUGGUCUCCAUGGGAUGAUUCUAAUUUCGCUUUGAAUACUCUGUAUUAUGGAGAGUACAUGAACUUUGGGCCCGGUUCAUCCACCAGAAACAGGGUACGAUGGCCCGGUUUUCACAGCAUAACUAGCCCAACUGAGGCAUCGCGGUUCACAGUUGCUAACCUUCUCGCUGGGCGCACAUGGUUGCCUGCCACUGGUGUGCCAUUCACUUCUGGCCUUUGAUCUUCUUCAUCAUACUCCAUUGGUUGGAAUUAAGUUAUGUUGUAGUUUGUGUCUACAAACAACACAAUAUUCUUUUGUACAUUCCAAAGACAAAAAACAAUAAAUUAUAAAUAAAUAAUACACGCAUG
Molecule: messenger RNA, 1802 nt
Organism: Vigna unguiculata (cowpea)
Lineage: Eukaryota; Viridiplantae; Streptophyta; Magnoliopsida; Fabales; Fabaceae
Product: putative pectinesterase/pectinesterase inhibitor 33
Biological process (GO): cell wall modification
Molecular function (GO): pectinesterase activity; enzyme inhibitor activity
Source: RefSeq, a predicted model, not a curated record